Molecule: messenger RNA, 1554 nt
Organism: Electrophorus electricus (electric eel)
Lineage: Eukaryota; Metazoa; Chordata; Actinopteri; Gymnotiformes; Gymnotidae
Gene: arl11
Product: ADP-ribosylation factor-like 11
Molecular function (GO): GTP binding; GTPase activity
Source: RefSeq, a predicted model, not a curated record
ACAUCAAUCAAUUAAUGGGUAAUAGGCCCAUACUGUUUGACUCAUAUUAAAUACACAGUGAGAGACUGUUCUAGAAUGUUAAGUAAACAAGUAGAAAACAAAAAGAAGACACACCUAAUCAGAAAAAUGUGGACCAACCUGUUUAGCAACAUCACUUAGUGGAGGUGUUUUGGUGAAAAUGCCCUACAUGGGCCAAUCUAAUUCAUUUAGCUUCCAGCAAGGGCAGCUACAGCACUAGGUAUUGCUUCUGUUUUUUUAUACUGAUUCCCAGCGCUAACCACAGGACCUGCGAAGGAACACAGUCCGGUGUAAAGCCUCUUGCUGUCUGACUCAAAUUCCUCCAGUCCCGUCAUGUCUGACAAGUGCGGGGCAUGAAAAAUGGGGCUCAUCCAGCCAAAGCAGUUCUGCAAGGCUCCACAAGUAGUUCUGAUAGGCCUGGACUCAGCCGGGAAGUCCACGUUGCUCUACAGGCUCCAGCGAGGGGUUGUCAUGGGAACCUCUCCUACCAUAGGCUUCAACGUUGCGCAGUUGCCACUGGGCAAGAAAAUGGCGCUCACCAUCUGGGAUGUAGGUGGCCAGGAAAGCAUGCGACCCCACUGGAAGCACUACCUCAAGGACUGCGAGGCAGUGGUGUUCGUGCUGGACGCCAGUGACCACGCUCGUGUGGACGAAGCCCGGAAGGCUCUGAAGAAGGUCCUGAGAGACCGGAACACCAGGGACGUCCCUCUGCUGGUGCUGGCCAACAAAUCGGACCUGCCGAACUCGCUGACGAUCGGUGACGUGUCCAAGCAGCUGGAUCUAGACAGUUAUACUGACAGGGUCUGGGAGGUCCAGCCAUGCAGUGCUCUGAACGGCCUGGGAGUCCAGCAAGCUUUCCUGUCUGUGGCCAGGCUGAUUCAGAAAAACUGAGAGACAGGGUCAGGAACUGCACUGAUGUGGUUUCCGCCAUAUAGGUGCAACCAAUACUCAGGUAUUCUUUGGAUGUUGAAAUAGCAGUAACGAAGACAGUACCCUACCAAGGAAGAGGAGUUAAACAGUUUGAACGUGAUAUGACUGAAAGAUGGAGAUGGAAUAGAGAACUGGGUGAGGUUGUUUAUUGGAAAUGCUUCAUUGUUGUGUGUGUAAACAGAGUUCACCAAGGGAAAUAUACAGGAAGGACACACGGGCAGGACUGCAAACUACUGAGAGACAAAACCUAACAGGCGUUAUGGUGAGAUUUAUUUAAAUCCAAAAGGUAAUACCUGAGCCUACUUAAUUAAAUCGUAUUACUAAAUACUGCUCCAACAGCCAAAUGUUUAGACUGUACCUAUUAAUAACCUACCAGUAAUAUACACAUGAAAUUAAACAGUGUUAUUACAUCAUAAAACUGAUAUGCAGUUCAAAUGUGUCCGUGCGAGAACGCUGAGGAGUAGUGGUGUAACUGGAAGUGUCUGUUCAGCUAAUGUCCUGUCUUCAGGUUCGUCCCACAUACAAACUCAUUCACUGGCUAAUACUUUGAUCACAAACAGUAUUGUAGAAAGCAGCCCAGGAAAGAAAAGCGGCAAAUCUGAUCAC